UCUCGAUUGGCGAACACGAAUACCGUAUCCCGGACACAGGCCAACCCAUCUGUAUACGGUCAUCACCAACCACAACUACUCACUGAUCAGGAACUCUGCACGGUUUACGGGAAACAGAUUCCAGGUAUGGCCACAAUGAACGACUCAUUCCCUCUCGGCUCGUCCCAACGGCAUUGCUCGACAGAUGAGGUUAACUUGCCUGUUAAACCCGUCUCCUCCGAAGCGGCACAUUUGAUGUCCCAAUUGUCCACUCAACUUCAACAGUUAGCAACUCGGACAAACGAUAUUACAUUGUCCAGCAGUGGAAUUGGAGGAGAUCACCCAACCGUGUCUUCUUCGGGUGAUGGAUUUGAUCUCCCACCCCCUCCACCAGAUUCCAUGUUCACUGGGACGAACGAUCCUAACCUCGCGAACCAAUCGCACACUCCAUCUGGUCAAGACGCCCUGUUGACUGCGUUAAAACGCAGUAUUGAAAUGCGCGCGGCCAAAGCGAAUGCUCGAGAUCAUUCCGGACCAUCCAGACCGGAUUAA
Molecule: messenger RNA, 531 nt
Organism: Echinostoma caproni
Lineage: Eukaryota; Metazoa; Platyhelminthes; Trematoda; Plagiorchiida; Echinostomatidae
Source: the annotation of a GenBank genome assembly